AUGUCUCGACACGAGCAGUGGAGCUUCCACCUCAAUGCGCUCCACAUCGUCAUCUGCCGUGGCAACAUUGUCGCGUGGCAGCCUGUGGCGGACAAGCAGGACCUUGCCAUCGUCAAUGCUGCAAACGAGGGGCUGCUGGGUGCUGUCGGCGACGAUGAGGACUAUGGUGAUGACUUUGGUGGCGGCGGUGUCGACGCCGCCCUGCAUCGCGUGGCGGGGCCGCGGCUCAGGUGCCUCUGCGCCGAUCUGCCUGAGAUCAGCCCGGGAGUGCGCUGUCCAACGGGCCAGGCAAGAAUUACGGCUGGCGCGGAUCUGCACGUGGGACACGUGAUUCAUGCAGUGGCGCCGGUCUUUCCAGCAUAUGCACCUGAGGAAGCAGAAAGACUCCUGGAACAGACCUUUCUGUCGGCACUGAUGCUGGCCAAGGAAAGCUCUCUUCGUGCUGUGGCCAUCCCUGCACUUGGCUGCGGGCUCUUCGGCUGCCCAGUGGAAGCUGGUGCCCGUGCGGCCAUGGAAGCUUGUAGACAUUUCGCAGAGUUGAAGCCAAAUCUGGAGGUUCACUUUGUGCUUUACAAGGCUUCGGAGCUGAAAGCUUGGCUCAAGGCUGCAGAGAUAGUGGCCAAACCGGCCUUACCGGCUUCAGCAUCUGGUGACGCAGUUCGUGAGAUGCCGCCCAUCACGACACCCAUUGGCGAUUGA
Messenger RNA from Symbiodinium natans, 699 nucleotides. NCBI's taxonomy places the organism in Eukaryota, Dinophyceae, Suessiales, Symbiodiniaceae. The record is from the annotation of a GenBank genome assembly.